AGUUUAAGCAAAACCAAGCUUCGUAUUCUUCCUCUUUAUCUCUUUGCCUUCUUCCCCACCUCUAUGAAUAUGGCUCCCCAACAGUCAACGAAGUUAGUCCUGCUUCUCCUAUCAAUUUACCUCGUUGUCCUGAACUUUUCCUUUAUCCCAGUUUACGCCAUUGACAUUGGUAUUCAAGCCAGUUCCGGCCUCUCUCUGAGUAAAGAGUGCAGCAAAAAAUGCAAAUCAAAGUUCUGCUAUGUGCCUCCAUUCCUAAGAUAUGGAAAGUACUGUGGGCUUCUAUACAGUGGAUGUCCAUGGGAGAAGCCAUGUGAUGGCCUUGAUGCUUGUUGCAUGAAACAUGAUGCCUGCAUAGGAGCUAAGAACAAUGACUAUUUAAGCACAGAGUGCAACCAGGACUUAUUAGACUGCAUCACAACGUUCAAGAGAUCAGGAGGGAAGACAUUCAAAGGGAGCACUUGCUCUGUUGGUGAGGUUACCAAUGUCAUCACCGUCGUCAUUGACGCUGCUUUGCUUGCCGGAAGAUUCCUCCACAGGCCUUGAUUUUCAUAAGUAUUUUUUUUAGGAGAAAAAGUGGUUUGUAAAAAUAAAAAAUAAAAAAGAGAGAGAGAGAGAGACCCCUUACCCAUUUAAAAGCAUGAGUGUGUGUGCUUUCUGUGUGUGUCGCUGUUAAUCACAGAUUAGCCUGUGUCCUGCGAUUUAGGGCUUUGUCCCUCCUAAGGUUUCAAGUUCGAAACCAUAUGGAGCUUCGCUAUAGCUUUAAUUGGAUCCCUCCAAUGGGCAAUGGGAUUGGUUACUCAGGAUCAGUCGAGGUGCACUUAACCUAGUUCGGACACUUGAGUUAUAAAAAUUUUUGUGCAACUGUGUGAGUGUCUACUUUGUUUUUGUAAGGGAAAAAAAAGGAGUACCCUUUUCUUGUAAGGGAAAUAAGGUGCAGUUUAUCAUACAUGCAAUAACUAAAAUGUUACUAAUAUUUAGC
Molecule: messenger RNA, 979 nt
Organism: Rhododendron vialii
Lineage: Eukaryota; Viridiplantae; Streptophyta; Magnoliopsida; Ericales; Ericaceae
Product: phospholipase A2-alpha-like
Exons: 4
Coding region: 64-543 (159 amino acids)
Biological process (GO): lipid catabolic process; phospholipid metabolic process; arachidonate secretion
Molecular function (GO): calcium ion binding; A2-type glycerophospholipase activity
Source: RefSeq, a predicted model, not a curated record